Messenger RNA from Leptosia nina, 420 nucleotides. Lineage: Eukaryota; Metazoa; Arthropoda; Insecta; Lepidoptera; Pieridae. The record is from the annotation of a GenBank genome assembly.
AUGUCUUCGCCCGCCGGAGCUCAACGCUACGUCUUCGACUUGAACACGAUGGAAUUCAUCAUGCCGCCGGGCAACGUGCGCGUGCAGACCGUCAAGGUAACCCUCAUCUUCGACGGCUUCGACGUUGACGCCGAGCUCGAGGAGUUGGAGUUUCUUAAACAGGCGCUCAAUCGCAUGAACUUUGAGGCCGAAGACGAUUGGGAAAGACUCUUUCUAGCUGAGACUAUCCGUCGUCUGGACCUAAGAAAGAAUAUCCUGCUGAACAACGUGAUGAUAUAUCUCAAUGAGUUCUGGCGGGAGAUAGAGUUCAUGGAGCGCAGUGCUCGCUGCCCCAAUUGUGGAAAGCCGUACUACAUCCGCGUGAAGCAGUUCGAGGCCGCCCCGCAGGAGGACGACAAGUGCACCAGCGCCGCUGGCUAA